Penicillium bovifimosum is the source of this 189-nucleotide messenger RNA. RefSeq names its product benzoate 4-monooxygenase cytochrome P450. Gene Ontology annotation, molecular function: iron ion binding; monooxygenase activity; oxidoreductase activity, acting on paired donors, with incorporation or reduction of molecular oxygen. Lineage: Eukaryota; Fungi; Ascomycota; Eurotiomycetes; Eurotiales; Aspergillaceae. The coding region runs from base 1 to 189 and encodes 62 amino acids. The record is from RefSeq and is a predicted model, not a curated record. The transcript has 2 exons.
AUGGGUUCACGCUCAUGCCUUGGGCGAGGAUUGGCCUGGUUGGAACUACGGUUGACCCUGGCAAAGCUUUAUUACCGAUACGAUCUGAAGCUGAUGGACGAUGAGGUGGAAUGGCACAGGGACGUGGCCAUGCAUCUCCUGUGGGUUAAGCCCAAGCUCAUCACGCAGGUGCUUCCACGGGCGAAGUGA